AUGUCACAAGCACGCCCACCCUUCUCCUCCCUUCCCCUGGACAAGAAUGGCCCUCAUGGGAACGCAUGGGGUCUCUACGGCACUUCCGACCAACUCGGCGCCUUGAACCUACUCACACCCACCAACACCCUUACCGCUGCAAAGGAGAUUGAACAUGGCAUUCGCAUCUCUGUCGACUGGCCGCUGGAUAAAAUGUCACCGCCGUGUUUCAACAGAGUAGCUUUCGGUCACAGUAUCAAUAACAAAGCACCCAGAAGUGUCAAUGACGAUACGGUGACUUUCAACACGCAGAGUUCGAGUCAGUGGGAUGGGUUCAGACAUUAUGGCUAUCAAAAGGAAAAGAGAUAUUAUAAUGGCUGCACGAAUGAGGACGUUUUGGGUUCACAGAAGAACGGCAUUCACGUGUGGGUGGAGAACGGCGGUGUUGUGGGAAGAGGUGUGUUGUUGGACUACAAGAGCUGGGCAGAGGAGAAGGGGGAUUGGAGUGUAGAGGCUUGUUUUCAGACUACUCCCAUCACUGUUGAUGUGUUGGAGCAGAUUGCAAAGAGUCAGAGUGUGGAGUUUAGGGAGGGAGAUAUCUUGUUCAUUCGUACGGGAUGGACGAAUGCUUAUGAGGCUUUGGACGAGAAAGCACGCACGACGCUCUCGGAGACGUAUCCUCCUCCUGCCAUCGGUGUCGAAUCUUCAGAGGCUACGGUGCGUUGGAUGUGGGAGAAGGGAUUUGCUGCUGUGGCGGGCGAUCAGCCCAGCUUCGAGGCCUGGCCUUGUCAAAACACCGACUACCUCUUGCAUGAGUGGCUGCUAGCCGGCUGGGGUCUGCCGAUCGGAGAGAUCUUUGACCUGCACAGAUUGGCCAAAGAGUGCAAGGAGAAGAACAAGUACUCCUUCUUCUUCAGCAGCAUGCCCAUCCACGUACCCGGAGGCGUCGCCAGUCCUCCUAACGGUGUCGCGAUUCUGUAA
This is a messenger RNA of Aureobasidium subglaciale EXF-2481, 960 nucleotides long. RefSeq lists its product as uncharacterized. Bases 1 to 960 code for a protein of 319 amino acids. The record is from RefSeq and is a predicted model, not a curated record. The transcript has a single exon. NCBI's taxonomy places the organism in Eukaryota, Fungi, Ascomycota, Dothideomycetes, Dothideales, Saccotheciaceae. Gene Ontology annotation, molecular function: arylformamidase activity.